AGCCGUACCUGAUACAUUUAAAAAACCUCCUGGAAGAUCACAUUUCCCUGCACCUUUAGAAAAUUUGUCUUUAGAAAUUUAUAAUUCGAAAAGUCGGCUUAGAUUAUUCCAUCUGUAAGUGAUUUCUUCGUGUUUUGGGGCUGUUUUGCCUUGAAAACUGUUCAAGUUGCAGAAAAUUUUGAAUUGCUUUCAUACUUUUCUUUUCGUUCUCCUUGAAUAUUCAUUUCCUGGUACAAAGUUAAUUGGAUUUUUCGUUCGAACUCGUGAUCUCCCACUGCCCAAAACGCGUUUUUAAAGGUCAAAGUUCAAAUUACGUAGGUGGACAAAUUCCGUCAGGUUUGACGGGAAAUUAGCCGUUUCCCACUAAAAUAGCAGCCUUUUCUGUGAAGAGGGUACGCGCUCAAAUAGUAUCUUCAGAAAAUCCUGUUGUAAUAAAUAAUGGGCAUUCAGAAUGACUUAAUGGGCCACGCGAAGUUUUGCUAAUAGGGGGUAGUGUUGUUUUUUUAGGACAUUUUGUAUGUGAAGCCAAUUUGUAGGUUACCUUUUGUCUGGUUGCUUUGGUUUGAUUAGGUUUUGAGUCAUAAUGAAUGCAUUUCAUGGUCCAUUCCACGGGCCUGAAUGCAUUGCUGGUUUUAUGUCACGUUCUGGGUCUGGGUGGGGUAUUUAUGUAGAUGUUGAUAUGUCUUUUCCCCAAAUUAAUGUGGUUACGUAAGAAAAACUUGGAGGAUCCGUCCCCCAAUACUACUUGCAUUUGAAGAAAUCUUUAUGCAAAGUGGUUUCUGUUUUGAAACCUAGUUGUAGGAAUUAGGCCUCAACAUUAUGUAUAUUCGCUAGAAGUUCAGACACAGUUCUGGAUCGAAUACCUCAGGGUUUCUGGUCGUUUUGUUCAACCUAUUUGGUUUUGUUUCUAAACACGAUCAGAUUUGGCAAUGAAAAAUGGGUUUUAUUCAGUCUUGAACUGUUGUUUGAGUUUCUAAUUUCUUCAAAUAUUUGUAAUAAAUUUCAUUUAUUUUUUCUUGCAUAGUUGGGGUUUUCGGAAAGUCAAAAUCUGAGGGUGCGUGCUGUCAUCUUACAUUGUGGGGAGGAGAAUGAUCUACUUGUGAUCCUUACGUUUACAACAAAGGGAGGCAGCAAAACAGGGUACUGUGUUCUUGGCUUCGUACUCUAGUUUGGGUUUAGCUUGUCAAAGAAUAUGGCAUCGGACAUCUUACACUGUGCUGGUCUGGAAGAAUUGAAUGGUUCUAUCGAUCCACCCCAUUUGCUUGCUCCGGGUUCAGAGGGCUGUGAACUUAAAAAUUAUGUGUGCACAACAGUAAAGUCGUUGGUGGAUGCUGUCAGCAGUGUCCAUGAGCUUUUAGAAUGUCCAGUAUGCAUGAACUCUAUGUACCCUCCCAUUCACCAGUGCCCAAAUGGUCAUACGUUAUGUCAUGUAUGUAAAGCAAGGGUCAAUAACCGGUGUCCAACCUGCAGGUAUGAACUUGGUAAUAUCAGAUGCUUGGCUCUUGAAAAGGUGGCGGCAUCUUUAGAGCUUCCAUGCAAGUAUCAGUGUUAUGGUUGCCAAGAGAUAUUUCCUUACUACAGUAAAUUAAAGCAUGAAGCUCAGUGCCCUCUGAGGCCAUACAACUGCCCAUAUGCAGGUUCUGAAUGUAAGGUAGUAGGUGAUAUACCAUCUCUGGUGGCUCAUUUGAGAGGAGAUCACAAAGUUGAUUUUCAUGAUGGUCCCACCUUCAAUCACCGAUAUGUAAAGUCAAAUCCACAUGAGGUUGAGAAUGCUACUUGGAUGCUAACGGUAUUUAAUUGUUUUGAGCAAUACUUCUGUCUACAUUUUGAAGCAUUUCAACUGGGCACAGCCCCUGUUUAUAUAGCCUUUUUGCGUUUUAUGGGAAACGAUAAUGAUGCUAAGAACUUUAGCUACAGCCUUGAGGUUGGAGGUAGUGGUCGGAAACUGACUUGGCAGGGAAUUCCUCGAAGCAUUAGAGACAGCCACAAAAAGGUUCGUGACAGUCAUGAUGGAUUAAUUAUACAACGAAAUUUGGCACUCUUUUUCUCAGGCAGCGAUAGAAAAGAAUUGAAACUUAGAUUAACAGGACGCAUAUGGAAAGAACAAUGAUCUUUUUGAACAUCUUCUGAUGAUGACAAGUAAGCAUCAUGCUCCGUUUGGUUUGUCUUCUGCCUCUGGCUACUGAGUCUUUUUGUAAAAUAUUGGAUCCCUUCAAGAAAUGAACUCUUAUUGCAAGGUCAUCAGCAGAUACAAGGAUGCUCUUUAGGAAGAAUCUGAAACUUGACUGCAAUGCAUGUCAUGUGAUUUUUCUGCAUGUACCAACUUCUAUAAUUGUCAAACAUUAUGUACUUUCAUUUAGUUGAAAGCUCAGCAUUUUGGCUUGUUAAAUGACAAUCAUCAAAAGUGCGUUAGUUGAUCUGUAAUUUGACAUUACCAAGUGGGGAGAGAAGUGCAUGCUGGUGACCUGGUGAGAAGAAGAAACCCGAAAUUGAAACAUUUUUUAUUAGAAUAUUCAAAACAAAUAAACUAUGAACCUUACGAGAA
Messenger RNA from Cryptomeria japonica (Japanese cedar), 2545 nucleotides. Its product is annotated as E3 ubiquitin-protein ligase DIS1. The coding region runs from base 1193 to 2110 and encodes 305 amino acids. Gene Ontology annotation, molecular function: zinc ion binding; ubiquitin protein ligase activity; protein binding. The record is from RefSeq and is a predicted model, not a curated record. The transcript has 3 exons. Gene Ontology annotation, cellular component: cytoplasm. Gene Ontology annotation, biological process: ubiquitin-dependent protein catabolic process; multicellular organism development. NCBI's taxonomy places the organism in Eukaryota, Viridiplantae, Streptophyta, Pinopsida, Cupressales, Cupressaceae.